UACUUCUGCAAUUUAUGAUUCAUAUCAGUUUCCCCCACUCAAUAACUCAACUACUUCGACUUUCAUCAGCUAUUAGUAGUACAAGGAGUAAUAUACACUCCAAAAAGAAAAAGUAAUCACUCUCCUCUCUCUCUAUGGAUCAACAAACCUGUUUUGUUUUGCUAUUGCCACCCUUCAUCUUCUUCACUAUCUUCAUCCUCAAACACUGUCAAAACCGAAACCAAAACCUACCACCAUCUCCACCAUCUCGCCCACUAACCGGCCAUCUCCACCUCCUCAACAUCAAGAAACCCUUCCACAUCAUUCUGGCCUCCCUCUCCUCCCACCUGGGCCCCAUCUUCUCUCUCCGCCUCGGCUGCAAAUCCUUCCUCAUCAUCUCCUCUCCCUCCGCCGUCGAAGACUGCUUCACCACCAACGACGUCGUCUUCGCCAACCGCCCCUCCUCCGUCGCCGCAGACCACCUCACCUACAACUACUCCGCCUACGCGUGGGCCCCCUACGGCCAGCUGUGGCGGGACCUCCGCCGCCUGACCGUGGUCGAGCAGUUCUCCUCGCGCAGCCUCCAAAGAUCCGCCCAUAUUCGAGAAGAGGAGACGCUUCGGAUUCUGCGGCGGCUGCGGAAGGAGAGUGGGACUGGGAGGAGAUUUGACCUGAGCCACGUGAUCUCCGCCUUGAGCUUCAACGUCAGGAUGAGAGGUAUCGCUGGGAAACUGUGUGUCGGGGAGGAGGAGAUCGGGACGGAGGCGGGAAGGGAGAUUCUGCAGUCGAUGCGUGGGAUGUUCUCACCUAUCGUGUUGUUAGGUAUGUGUGAUUACUUUCCGAUUUUGAGAUGGAUUGGAUACAAAGGGCUGGAGAAGAAGGCAGUGUUGUUGCAGAGGAAGAGGGAUGAGUUUUUGCAGGCCUUGGUCGAUGAAAUCAGACAAGACAAGGACAAGUACAAGGACGAGGACAACGAUUUGAAUUUGAUUCAACGUCUACUGUCGGUGCCUCAUCUCUACAACGAUCAAGUCAUAAAGAGUAUUAUACUGGUACUGCUGACGGCCGGAACAGAUACCUCUGGCUUGACAAUGGAAUGGGCCAUGUCGAAUCUGCUGACUCACCCCCGCGUCCUGCGAAAGCUACAACAAGAGAUACACCAAAACAUAGGCCAUGAUCACCUGAUCAACGACGCCGAUCUCCCCAAGCUCCCAUACCUUCGUUGCGUUGUCAACGAGACUCUGAGGCUGCACCCUGUGGCUCCGCUGCUCAUACCCCACUUCUCGUCAGACCGGUGCAGGGUCGGGGGGUAUGACAUCCCCCGGGGCACCAUCCUGCUGGUGAAUGCCUGGGCCCUGCACCGCGGCCCAGUCCAGUGGGAUGAGCCGGACAAGUUUUAUCCGGAGAGAUUUGAGGGUUUGGAGGCGGAGAGGGAAGGGAGCCGGUUCUUGCCGUUUGGGAUGGGGAGAAGAGCUUGCCCCGGGGCUGCCAUGGCCAUGAGGACGGUGUCGUUGGCGUUGGGUGCGCUUGUGCAGUGUUUCGACUGGGGAAUUGGGGAUGUUGAGGUUGAUUUUGGGGUGGUUUCGGGUGUUACAUUGCGUAAGGCAAAGCCUCUUGAGGCUAUGUGUGUUGUGAGGAAUGAAGCAGUGCAUCUACUUUAGAUCCAUCAUCACUUUGAUUGAGGAUGUGGAGUUGUUUACUCUUGUUUUGCUAUGGCUUUGAUUUGAUUUGGUUUGGUUUGUGUUGUGCCUUGAUAAUAGGCUGGUUUUAAUUCAAAUUCAACUGCUAUGUUAUUAUUAUUAUUUUUA
Salvia hispanica is the source of this 1784-nucleotide messenger RNA. Its product is annotated as cytochrome P450 81C13-like. Lineage: Eukaryota; Viridiplantae; Streptophyta; Magnoliopsida; Lamiales; Lamiaceae. The record is from RefSeq and is a predicted model, not a curated record. Gene Ontology annotation, molecular function: oxidoreductase activity, acting on paired donors, with incorporation or reduction of molecular oxygen; heme binding; iron ion binding.